Molecule: messenger RNA, 3046 nt
Organism: Brienomyrus brachyistius
Lineage: Eukaryota; Metazoa; Chordata; Actinopteri; Osteoglossiformes; Mormyridae
Product: ATP-dependent Clp protease ATP-binding subunit clpX-like, mitochondrial
Exons: 15
Coding region: 165-2042 (625 amino acids)
Biological process (GO): proteolysis; protein catabolic process
Cellular component (GO): mitochondrial matrix
Molecular function (GO): ATP binding; protein dimerization activity; zinc ion binding
Source: RefSeq, a predicted model, not a curated record
CUUCCUCGCGUCCUCCCCCCCUUUUCUUCGUGACACGUGAUGAAAACAGACCUGCGCGGAAUAACCCGUAGCGGUGCGACGCCGGAGCCUCAGGUCCAUAAGCCGCCCGUACUAACGCUGACCGGCCCCGUCCGCAGAAGCCCACCUGAAACCUUUAGGACAAAAUGUCCUGUACUUGCACUUCGGCAGCAAGAUUGUUAAUAAGCUCGGCGCAAAGGGGGAUCUCCUGCACUCGCGCUCAGCUGUUGGCCCUGGGCAGAGUGGUGCCACAUGAUGGCACCUUGACAUGUCGAGUGCCUGUCAGAUUAUUCUCAGUGACGCCGGUCUAUUAUGCCUCGAAAGAUGGAAUGUCUAAAGAUGGUGAUGGUGGAAAGAAGACGAUCAGCGACGCUGGUGGGAAGAGAUCAGCGAGUUCGGGAGGUAGCGGGAAGGGGGGAGCCCACCUGCGCUGCCCCAAAUGUGGGGACCCCUGCACUCAUGUGGAGACGUUUGUCUCGUCGACGCGCUUCGUGAAAUGUGAGAAAUGCCAGCACUUCUUCGUGGUGCUCUCCGACACCGACUCCAAGAAAAGUCCGAACAGGGACCCGGAAUCGGCUGCCGAUGCCGUUAAGCUGGCCUUCCAGCAGAAGCCCCCCCCGCCCCCAAAGAAGAUUUAUGCCUACCUGGAUAAGUACGUGGUGGGCCAGUCUCAUGCAAAGAAGGUGCUGUCAGUGGCUGUGUACAACCAUUACAAGCGUAUCUACAACAAUAUCCCUGCCAGCUCUAGGCCGCAAGUGGAAGUGGACAAGCAGGCCAGUCUGACUCCCAGAGAGCUUGAGAUACGAAGACGGGAGGAUGAGUACAGAUUCACAAAGCUGCUCCAGAUUGCAGGGAUUAGUCCCCAUGGUAAUGCCUUGGGGGCCUCCAUGCAACAGCAGGUGAACCAACACCCGCCUCAGGAGAAGCGAGGAGGGGAGGUGCUGGAUUCCCCACACAGUGACAUCAAGUUGGAGAAGAGCAACAUUGUGCUAUUAGGUCCCACCGGGUCAGGUAAAACACUUUUGGCUCAGACUCUUGCGAAAUGUCUGGAUGUUCCCUUUGCCAUCUGCGACUGUACCACGCUGACUCAGGCAGGGUAUGUGGGAGAGGACAUUGAGUCUGUGAUCGCGAAACUGCUUCAGGAUGCCAACUACGUAGUGGAGAAGGCACAGCAAGGCAUCGUCUUUCUGGAUGAGGUAGACAAGAUUGGCAGCGUUCCUGGAAUCCACCAGCUGCGUGAUGUGGGUGGGGAAGGAGUGCAGCAGGGUUUACUCAAGCUGCUGGAGGGCACCAUCGUCAACGUCCCUGAGAAGAACUCCAGAAAACUGAGGGGUGAGACGGUGCAGGUGGACACGACAAACAUCCUCUUUGUAGCAUCUGGAGCCUUCAACGGGCUGGAUAGGAUAAUCAGCCGAAGGAAAAAUGAGAAGUACUUGGGCUUCGGCAGCCCGUCCAACCUGGGCCAGGGACGGCGAGCGGCGGCAGCAGCCGACCUGGCUAACAGCAGCGGCGGUGAGGUGGACACCGUGCAGGAAAUGGAGGAGCGGGACCGGCUCCUCCGGCAUGUGGAAGCCCGUGACCUCAUUGAGUUCGGCAUGAUCCCCGAGUUCGUGGGCCGGCUGCCCGUGGUGGUGCCUCUACACAGCCUGGACGAGGACACGCUGGUCCGCAUCCUGACGGAGCCGCGGAACGCAGUGGUGCCUCAGUACCAAGCGCUCUUCAGCAUGGACAAGUGUGAGCUCUCUGUGACCCCGGAUGCCUUGCGGGCCAUAGCUAGACUGGCACUUGAGAGGAAGACUGGAGCUCGUGGCCUUAGAUCCAUCAUGGAGAAACUGCUGCUGGAACCUAUGUUCGAAGUCCCACAUUCAGAUAUCAUGGCCGUGGAACUUACUAAAGAUGUGGUUUAUGGCCUAUCAGAACCUCGGUACAUAAGAGCCCCCGCAAAGGACUCCAAUGAGGAGGACUUUGAUUCUGGAAUUGAUGAAGAGAACUGGCCCAGGCAGGCAGACGCCGCCAAUAACUGACGUGGAGUCGCUGACAUGGAGCUUGGGUAUCCCUCUUCGUAGGGGAAGCUCGGGACCGGCCUGAGAGAGCUGAUCCGUGACCUAGAAUGCAGACCUAGGCUGCCUCUCUGUUGCUGGAGUGAACACCCUGGACAGCCGAGUCACACUCUCUGGGGGCCCUUUCAUGCUCCUAUAUCCUGGACACUAGGCAUUGAGUUACCACCAGUCUUUACCAGGUUAAAAUCUACUAUAUAUUAACUUGGGGGGGGGUUAAGUCUGUAAAGGGGGUGUUUAUUGUUUGGUUAAAAAUUGAAAUGCGAAAUUUUAUUUUGAAAAUGAUAGAGUGCAAAUGGUUUGGUAAGUUGAAGGGGUUCAUGUUAACAAGGCUAAGCCAGUGUUAAACUACGACAUGAACUCUGGUCACAUAGUUAUUCCAGUGUUUCUGUAGCGAUUGUAUUGGCUUACAACGUGAAGUACUUUUUCGCUGAGAGUUGAGCCAAAAUGUCAGAUGAUUCUUUUCUUGAGCACAGCCCCGAAAAAUGAAAAGUGAUACAAUUACAAUCAUUGAAACCAGCACAUUUUAUAGAACACAUUUAAAGGCUGACUAAAGUUUUUAACUGUUACAGUCGAGUUGCUGCUGUAUUUCGGGGGGUAUAAGACAUCGCCCACAUUCCCCUGUGAGAGGCACGUCUGGACGGACGUUGGCCUGGUCUGUGAUUCAGUGGCACGGGCCUGAAGAAGCCCUGAAACGCGGGUGCUAGUGGAGAUGGAAUGUGUUCGUUUCCUGGUGGUUUAAGUUCCUUAUAGGACACUUAGAGCUGCAUACAGCUAACAAGCCUACUGCCCUUGGGACAUUCAGACCAUCCUCACACCACGCUCAUCGUCCUCCUACGUCCUUCUCUGGGUCUGGAGCUGAUUUGAAGGAAAGCAUUUGCUCUGCAGCUGAAAAUAAUCUGUUUUGUUCAUGAAAUCCGAAUAGAUUUGCAACUGUACCUGUUUAAAUAAAAAUGAUGUAUCCACACAAA